Messenger RNA from Acyrthosiphon pisum (pea aphid), 1130 nucleotides. Its product is annotated as myb/SANT-like DNA-binding domain-containing protein 3. The record is from RefSeq and is a predicted model, not a curated record. Lineage: Eukaryota; Metazoa; Arthropoda; Insecta; Hemiptera; Aphididae. The coding region runs from base 352 to 819 and encodes 155 amino acids. The transcript has 2 exons.
AAAUCUUAAUAAAAUACUUAGGGCCGUAUGCAUAGUCCGACACUUAAGGUGCACCUAAAAUCAGUUAGGUAAUACCUAACUAUGGAGCAACUAGGUGUCACCUAGCUGCCCCUUAAUUUUUGGCUGCAUAGUUAAAAUAUAAGUAGCCCGUAGUUAGGUAUUACUUAAAUAUUGUUUUCCUUAAAAUGAAUGUAUUCUUCCAUGCUUAUCAGUAAUAUUUAUGAUAAUUGUCGGUGUUAUCACUUAUCACAUGAUCAAAUAAAUUAUUAAAAUUUUAUAUACUUUCGAGUUUUAAAUUGAAUAUUAUUUUUACUGACUGAUAUUUUUAAUCUGAAACUUGGGAGUAUCAUAAUGGAUUUAAAGAGCAACAUUUUAAAACGUGAAAGAGGGCCAAAUUGGGAACAUGAAGAAAAAGUAAUAUUUUUUCAUUGUUUCCAAAAAGUGGCUAACGUAUUAGAAGACAGUAAAAAAGACUUCAAUACAAACAGCAAAAAAAACAUUGCAUGGUUAAGUCUAAUGAAUAAUUGCAAUGCUCAUUCCAAUGUUAAAAAGAGGGAAAUAAGAAAUUUAAAAAAAUUCUGGGAGACGGAGAAAGCAAAAUCUCGAAAAGCAUUUACCUCAGAACGAUACAGCCGAAUGAAAACUGGUGGAGGUUGUGAAGACAAAAUUAAUGAUUCAAUAAACCCAGAUGUUGAAGAACUAAUAAGAAAACCACACAUAGUUGAAUGGAGUAAUUUUCAUGACAGUGAUUCUGUAGUUAUUGAUAAUCCUCCAUUUCACAAUAAAUUAACAAUACAACAAUUACUUAAUCAACAGUAAAGUCUAAUUAAAAAAAGGAAUAAUACAAUUAUUAAUUAUAACGACAAGUUAUAAUAUAGAUUAUAUGUUUGUUUAAUGAUAACAUCAAAUUAAACAUUUACGGGAUGGCUAGGUGAUGGAUAUUGACCACUUAACUUUACGGAUUACUUUAUGUAUCAGCAGAUCCAUAACUAUGACUAUGCAUUGCAAAGUUACGGGGAUUCUCUUAGGUGUCACCUAAAAUCCGUUAGGUGUUACUUAAAAUGACUAUGCAUACGGCCCUUAAAGUACCUACAUUUUAUAUAGACCUGAUAUUAUAAUGUCUAAAAUAU